AAAAAAAAAACCUCACAAUUCCCCAUGCCUAUUCAAAUUCAAAAUACCCCUUUGACACACAAACAAGAUAAAACUCCUUGAUUGAAACUCCAACUUUCCUUCUUCUCUCUUUCUCAAUGUGACGGAUUUCAAUAUAUCUACCUAAUCCCAUUAUCCAACAGCAACAUUCCCACAGGUGGACAGCAUUCAAAUUCAAAAUCCAUCAAAGACUCAAUCUUCUCUCUGAGUCUCAGAUAGAGGGAGAGAGAGAAGCUUCAAGCUAGGCAAUGGCAAUGAUGAGCGUAUGCAAGAAAUCCUCAAUGCCAAGGCAAUCCUCGUACAACUCCCUCUAUGUCAACCCUCUCAAUGACCAACUCAAACACAACCGUAGCUGCAGCGAAGGAGGUACCAGAACCCCAGACAUCAUAUUCACUACUGACGACAUUGACAACAUUGACAAAGAGAACGAUGAGCCCAACACUAACACUAACAGGAAGCACAAACAAAAUGCAAAUGGUUUUGCUUUCUCUUCUUCUAUUUCUAAUCAUAUCAACAAAUCUUUAUCUACCAACACCAGGGUCUUGGUGAACUUGAAGCCUUCUUCGCUUCAGUUUUGCAUGCAAAUGAAUGAGCCCGACAAGGCCUUUUUCCCCUCUAAGGUUUGGGAACCCCCUGAGUCCGAGAAUUCCAGUUCUUUGAAUAUUUGGGACUAUUCCGAUUCCGAAGCUGCUCCGGCUUCUUCUUGGUCUACACUGCCUAAUAGGUCCUUGUUGUGUAGGCCAUUGCCUCUGGAUAUCGGAAGGUGUACUUGUGUAAUUGUGAAAGAAGAAGCUUCUCCAGAGGGACUUCAUCGGGGUACUCUAUACUCUCUUUAUACCAAUGAAGGUCAGGGACGACAGGAUCGGAAACUAGCUGUUGCUCACCACAAGCGGUACAAUGGAAAGUCUGAGUUUACAAUAGCUCAGAAUACAAAAGGAAUAGUGCCUGAUUCAGAUGAUAAUUUUAUUGGGGUUGUAACAUCUAACCUCAUUGGUUCUAAAUAUCAUAUUUGGAAUCAGGGGAGACGCCUCAAUUCCCAAACUAUGCAAUCUAAAUCACUUCUGGCUGUUGUCAGAUUCAUGCCUACAGUAGCCACAUGUACAGGAAGUUAUAGAAGCAUGAUGGCAUACAUACCCAAGCAACAAUUUAUGCAGUUAAAGAAUGCAAACCAGGUACAACACAUUUAUGGACUGCCAAAGGACUGGGAGGGAAAAGUAGACCAUGUUCAUGAGCUAUUCUCAAGAGUUCCGAAUUACAGCAAAAUUUCAAAGCAAUAUGAGCUAGAUUACAGAGACAGAGGAAGGGCUGGACUUAGAAUCCAAAGUUCUGUAAAAAAUUUCCAACUGACUUUGGAGGAGAAUGGAAAACAGUCAAUUUUGCAGCUUGGAAGGGUGGGGAAAUCAAAGUAUGUAAUGGAUUACAGAUAUCCUUUGACAGGUUUCCAAGCAUUUUGCAUAUGUUUGGCUUCUAUUGAUACAAAGCUCUGUUGCAUUGUGUAAUAAAUUUCUCCUGCCCCUUUUUACUUGUACUUCUCUCUAGCCAAAGGACCAAAAAAAAAAAAAAUAGAAGCUUUUUUGUGAUGAAUGAUGGGCUGGAAAAAUAUUAGUGAGGAAUUGUUGUUAGAGACUGGUGUUUGGGUUCA
Molecule: messenger RNA, 1660 nt
Organism: Quercus lobata
Lineage: Eukaryota; Viridiplantae; Streptophyta; Magnoliopsida; Fagales; Fagaceae
Gene: TLP8
Product: tubby like protein 8
Exons: 9
Coding region: 267-1517 (416 amino acids)
Source: RefSeq, a predicted model, not a curated record